UGUUCGAGGCGCACAUCACCCAUCCGCACAUCAGAUAGCGCAGAUCCAUCAGCCGGCAGGCAGGCAGCCGAGACAGCCCCCGGAGCCGGGCUGCAGGCGACGCCGCUGCUGCUCGCAAGGUAGCGGAGGAGCGUCCGGCCCCUCCGAGCACCGAUGCUCUGCAGAGCGCAGCUCCAGGGAGCCCGUCGCUGCUAAGGAGGUCACCAGCAGCAGGCCUACACGCCUGGGCAUCCUUUCUCCUGCUGCCCACCUUCCCGAUCCCAAAACGGAGGAGCCCACGGAGCCCGCCAUGUCAUCGGACCCCAGCGCCCCGCCGGCAGUGCCACCCCUGCACUCCCCCAAGUCACCGGUGUGGCCCACCUUCCCCUUCCAGCGGGAGGGCAGCCGCAUCUGGGAGCGGGGCAACCUCCUGCUACGCGACCUGCCCAGCCCCCUCCCCACCAAGAGGACCAGGACCUACUCGGCCACGGCACGUGCCUCUGCUGGCCCCAUCUUCAAGGGUGUCUGCAAGCAGUUCUCUCGCUCCCAGGGCCAUGGGUUUAUCACUCCAGAGAAUGGCACCGAGGACAUUUUCGUGCAUGUGUCUGACAUCGAGGGAGAGUACGUCCCUGUGGAGGGGGACGAGGUGACGUACAAGGUCUGCCCCAUCCCUCCCAAGAACCAGAAGUUCCAGGCAGUGGAGGUGGUCCUCACCAACCUGGCGCCCCACACGAAGCACGAGACAUGGUCUGGCCAGAUCAUCGGCUCCUAGGCGCCCAGGGGGCCCGCCAGCCACUCAGCCCCGUGGAGCAAGCCUGCCCAGCCGCUCACAAGGGGCGUGGGAGGAGCCGAGGCGGCGACGGGGCCGGGGCUGCCCCCAAACAUGCAGGCGUUUGCGUUCAGUGUCUUUUAUAAGGUUACGGUUUCCUUUCUCUGUGUGUGUUUGUAAGUGUCUGUCGAGGGGGACAGGGGAAGCAGAGCCCUCCCUGACUGUCCCCCAGCUCCGGGGGCAGCACCGAGCCCCAUGUUCCAUUCCUUGCUCCUGAGGCCAUGGGGAAUAGAGGAACCAGUCCUAGCCCCAGCCCUCCAGCUCUUCUGGGCUAAAGCAGGUGCUGAGAGCAGGAGGGGGUGGGGAGAGGCUGGGUGGUUCGGCUCCUGCUCCUGAACUCUACUCCGGCAAGAUGGGCACCACACUGGGACAGCAGCAGUGGGACAUGCCCUGGUGCAGGGACAAAACAGGGUGGUGUGGGGUGGCAUAUCACUGUGCAGGGUCUGGGUGGCUGAGACCCAUCCCCAUUGCUGGCAGCUCACAGCACCCACCUGAGCCACAUCCCUCCAUCACAAGAUCUCAGGUCAGGGGUGCCACGGGGAGGUGGCUGGUUUACAGAAAGCAAAAAUUUGGUUUUAAGAAGCAGACAGAUGCUGGCAGGGCACCCGGGGCACUCGGUGCUGUGCCCGGGGGGCUGCACCAGGGCACGGGGCAGGGGGAACUUGGCACCUCUGUGCUCCCCGCUGCUGCUGGGCAGUAAUGCACUUUUCUUGGCUCAGUGCUGAAAUGAUUUUGGGGAGACAGACACUUUCUCCUCCUUCUCUUGCCCCCGGCCCCCUGGGGACCCCCUUCCCAUGCGUGCGUGUGUGUGUGUGCAUGUCUGUAGCUUGCUGGGGCGGUGAGGAGCUGAGGGGUCUGAGCAGCCUCGGCCAUGAGGUGAGCACAGCCACCUCCUCCCCAGCCCCUCGGUGUAGGCAGGGUCUUGUAUACAAAGCACAAACUUUGGUUUUGGUCUUUUCUGCCAUACCCUGGCCAGGUGGGCUCCCACAGCCCCAGGGAGCGCCAGGGCAGAGGGCACUGGGACAGGGACAACAUGCACUGGGCUGGUCUUGAGCUCACCCCAGGAAAACAGUGCUGAUGCUCCAGGAAUUACCAGCAUCUUAAGGGGUUCACAGCAGGGCUGGGGACAGUGGGGUGCCAGCAGGGCCUCCCAAGCAGGGCAGGAGGGGAUAGGCAGCUCCUGGAGCACCAUGCCAGCAGGAGCUGCUGGCACUGCUGGUGCUCAGCAUGGAUGGAGACGGGUGUUUGCCACCUUUCCUGCUGCUGCUGCUGUUGCCAACAGGGCUAAGUGGGGAGAGGAGCGGAGCGAGGCUGGAGCCACGCAGGACAGCCGGGCCCUGCAGAUUCAGGAGGACCAUGCUGGUGCGGGGAUUGCCCCAGGACCCUCUGGCCCAUCUCACUGCCAACCCAAAGCCUGGCUCUCCCAGGGGCUGUGGCAACUGUGGCUCAGGCUCCAGGCAUCCCCAGGACAUGCAGUCAGCUUGGCCAAGGGAAACUGUUGGAUUUUUUUUUUUUUUUUUUUUGAAAUAAACUAAAACCCUAGACUUGUUGGUGUUUUUACAACUCUGGUGUGGUUCCCGCCUGUCUGACCAUGUGUCAACCUUUGUAACAUUGGCAAUAAACCAUUAAAAGUGACUUUCCCAUGA
Messenger RNA from Haemorhous mexicanus (house finch), 2454 nucleotides. It is a transcript of the gene CSDC2, whose product is annotated as cold shock domain containing C2. Gene Ontology annotation, cellular component: cytoplasm. The record is from RefSeq and is a predicted model, not a curated record. The transcript is spliced from 4 exons. Gene Ontology annotation, molecular function: mRNA 3'-UTR binding. Gene Ontology annotation, biological process: regulation of mRNA stability. NCBI's taxonomy places the organism in Eukaryota, Metazoa, Chordata, Aves, Passeriformes, Fringillidae. The coding region runs from base 290 to 751 and encodes 153 amino acids.